This is a messenger RNA of Capronia epimyces CBS 606.96, 1692 nucleotides long. RefSeq lists its product as uncharacterized. Gene Ontology annotation, cellular component: nucleus. Bases 1 to 1692 code for a protein of 563 amino acids. Gene Ontology annotation, molecular function: zinc ion binding; DNA binding. The transcript has 7 exons. Gene Ontology annotation, biological process: DNA-templated transcription. The record is from RefSeq and is a predicted model, not a curated record. Lineage: Eukaryota; Fungi; Ascomycota; Eurotiomycetes; Chaetothyriales; Herpotrichiellaceae.
AUGCACAUUCAGCUCGAAGCCAUCGCCGCAGAGCCAAUCUAUGGUGCCGGCGACGAAGAAAGCCAUGUCACGGCAAACACGACGCCGACUGCGACUUUAGAGCGUAAAGGAGGCGCCGAGGGAAAAUAUAUUGGCUUGACAGGAACCGACGAUGUGUACUUCGCCGUGGACCGCUCUCACGGCCUCGGAAAUGACCCGGCACGUGAAGCCUAUUUCAGGGGACGGUCAUCUUCCAUACAAUCAGGCUCGUCGAAUACUUCUCAUUUUGCUGCUCGGUCGAUCGAGGCCAACGCGCCGCUGGUUCGAUCUAUUUUCGUCAGAGAGUCUCAUCCCGCAUAUCCUCUGCUAGACGCCGAGCUGGCUGGGAGCGCGAAACAGUCGCGGCUGAUGGCUAUUGCGAUUGCAAUCAUCACAAAAUACACCUCACCAGAGUUGCAGGGCCUUCAAAAUAACGUGCUCAUCGAGGAGUUUACAUCAUCUUUGCUCCUUGAGGCGCGGUCCCCGGGACUUGAAACCAUCGAAGCUGCCAUAUUAUUCACUCAAAGAGCGCUAAGAGGACGAAUGAGCACCAGCGCACCGGGGGUGUGGGCAGUCAUAGGCUGUAUUAUAGGGAUGAGCCACGAUCUUGGCCUGCAUGUCGACUGUUCGACGUGGAGUAUUCCCGCGGCCACAAAGAGGAGACGAAAAAGGAUAUGGUGGGCCGCGUACAUGCAAGAUAAAUGGUUUGCCAUGGCUCUAGGUCGACCGUCAUACUUGAACGAAGCAAACACAACCACGCUCAUGCUGACAGUCUCGGAUUUUGAGGACUGUGAUCCAGACUCGGCGAGCAACAAGCCUAGACGGUCCGAGUUGACCACUGGCAUCCAUUGUUUUGUCUCCAUGGCCGAGUUGACGGUGAUUCUGAACGAGGUUCUCCUCAUCUUCUUCACUAUCGGCUCUGUGGUCAGCUUGCGCGAGGCUACAGGUCAACAGAUCAUCGAUAUUGCAGACAAGAUCGAGGUCAAAUUGGACAAUUGGCGUACCGAGUACCUCGACCCGAUUCUCAUGCAGCGAUUCUUCCCUGACGUGACUGGCAGCUUGGAAAUUGCGUACAUUACUGUGCACGUCAUGCUCCUUCGCGGCAUCUUUCCCAAAUUGUAUCGUCGAAGCCUACCUUUAGACAACCAUGUCAACCGUGCCGUCGCAGUCACGUCUCGUGCAAUCUCGCUCGUUGAGACGUUGCAAAUUAAUCGCCUUAGUGCCUUCUGGUGGUCUUGCUCGGGCUUCAACUUCGCUCUGGUGGGCACUUUCAUGGCCAGCCUGAAGCGGCUCUCGACUGACACCAUUCGGGCCAACUACUGGGAUGAACGACUCGGGUAUUACUGCAAACUGCUUGCGGCGCACGGGGUCAGCUUCUGGCCAGCCAAGUUCGCCGCGACCGCACUGGACCUGAUGGCGAAGAAUCUGACCAAGGCCACCAGUGCUGCAGCCGGCGAUGCGGGUGGUUGUGGAAUGAGUGCUGCCAGUACUAGUGAUGGAUUUGCCAACGGGCUCGCCGAGGUGUUCACCUCGCCAGAGACGUCGUGGUCAGGAGUUUCGUAUGAUUUCUUCCCUCAUAACCUGACCGUGUUGAACGAGGCAGACUUCUCGGCAGACUGGGCUGCCGUCGAGGGGGCAGAUGCGGCCCCGUGGCAGAAUUUGAAUAUAGCGUGA